UAAGAAGAAGCAGGCAGGUCGGCUGCGGUGGUCUCUGGUCUGGUCUGGGAUGGGAUGGGAGCAGCCGGGGAUCUCUGAUCCGGACUCGACCGAGAGCUUCUGAUUGUGUGGAAAUGGACCACCGAGAGGCUUUUUGCCGGGCGAAAGGUUCGGCGCUGCCCUGUGUUGGAGUCAUGGGCUGCACGGUGAGUGCCGAGGACAAGGCGGCCGCGGAGAGGUCCAAAAUGAUCGACAAGAACCUCCGAGAAGACGGAGAGAAGGCGGCCAGGGAAGUCAAGCUGCUCCUUUUAGGUGCAGGGGAAUCUGGGAAAAGCACCAUCGUAAAGCAGAUGAAGAUUAUCCACGAAGACGGCUACUCGGAAGAUGAAUGUAAGCAAUACAGAGCUGUGGUUUACAGUAAUACCAUCCAGUCCAUCAUGGCCAUCGUUAAAGCCAUGGUCAGCCUCGAGAUAGACUACAGCAACCCCAGCAGAGUGGACGACGCCCAGCAACUCUUUGCCCUGUCCGCCGCCGCCGAGGAGCAGGGCGUCCUGCCCGACGACCUAUCCAACGUGAUCCAGCGACUGUGGGCCGACGGCGGGAUCCAGAGCUGCUUCGCCCGCUCGCGGGAAUACCAGCUGAACGACUCGGCGGCAUAUUACCUGAACGAUCUGGAGAGGAUAGCCAAAGCCGAUUACAUCCCCACCCAGCAGGAUGUGCUGCGCACCCGGGUCAAGACAACCGGCAUCGUGGAGACGCAUUUCACCUUCAAAGAGCUGCACUUCAAAAUGUUCGACGUGGGAGGCCAGCGCUCCGAGAGGAAGAAGUGGAUCCACUGUUUCGAAGGCGUCACAGCCAUCAUCUUCUGCGUUGCGCUCAGCGCGUACGACCUGGUCCUGGCCGAGGACGAGGAGAUGAAUCGCAUGCACGAAAGCAUGAAGCUGUUCGACUCCAUCUGCAACAACAAGUGGUUUACCGAGACCUCCAUCAUCCUCUUCCUCAACAAGAAGGACCUCUUUGAGGAGAAGAUCACCCGGAGCCCCCUCGCCAUCUGCUUCCCAGAGUACACAGGGGCCAACAAGUUUGACGAAGCAGCCAGUUACAUUCAGACCAAGUUUGAGGACCUGAACAAGAAGAAGGACACCAAGGAGAUCUACACCCACUUCACGUGUGCCACCGACACCAAGAACGUGCAGUUUGUCUUCGACGCCGUCACUGACGUCAUCAUCAAGAACAACUUGAAGGACUGCGGACUUUUCUGAACAUGGACGUUGGUGGGACUGCGGCGGCCAUGUGACAAUUUGACUGCGUUUCAUAAUGAAAACCACGACAGACGUCAUUCCUGCGAGGGGAAAACCUUGAAAGGACUUCAACAAUCAACAAUUUGCUACCAUCUUACCUCCCCCCCCCCCUGCUGUAACGUUGGUCCUCCGCCCAAAUGUAUUCCGAGUUGUUCCGCCUCUUUGUACUCCUCGUAAUGAAUAUUUAAACACCCUCAUCGGGUGAGAAUUAUUUAGCAGCCACUCGUGCGGAAAAACGAGCUGGCUUCAAUUGAAUUAUCGGAACGCGCGUAAAAUGCACCAAGAAUAUUUCUUAUGCAUCAAGAAAAUCUCGUGGAAAUUCUAAUUUAAGUUGCCCAUUUUAUUCACUAAUGAUGUUUUUUUUUUUUAAUGUUUAGUUUUCCCUUGAGAUUUAUUAAAAGAUAGAAUGCAAUCUUAUUUUAUAUCAUAUCAACUGGUCUUAUCAGCCAACUUUUAAGACACGUGGAGAAUGUGAGUGGCUACGUGGACAAAAAAAAAAAAAAAGACAAUUUUUGUACAACAUUGAUAUAUAAUAAUAAUCACAGUAUUCUCCUGCAUGACAUUCCACGAAUUAGCCUGUACCCGAGCUUAUCAUCUUCUACAGUAUUUGACGGCUGCUUCGUACCACUCGUUUAAAAAUACAUUGAACACAAUCUGUGAGCUUUUCAAUGACGUCCGUUGCUAACUUACUGUCAAGUAGCGUGUCUUCUGUUUCUUUCCUUUUGAUGUUUAUGUUUGUGCCUUUAUCUGUUUACGCGUGUUUCUUCAUAUGUGUUCUUGACGGUGUCAAUUAGGGCUAUUUCUACUCGGUAUCCACAGCUUACACUGCACCCAAGUGAAGACUCGCAAGGAUGAUGCAGUAUUUGUUUGUUGACAUUAAAGCGAGUGACUUGGUAAAUGUAAAUAAUAAAAGUUUGGUCAU
Syngnathoides biaculeatus (alligator pipefish) is the source of this 2202-nucleotide messenger RNA. Its product is annotated as guanine nucleotide-binding protein G(i) subunit alpha-2. Gene Ontology annotation, molecular function: G-protein beta/gamma-subunit complex binding; GTP binding; GTPase activity. Lineage: Eukaryota; Metazoa; Chordata; Actinopteri; Syngnathiformes; Syngnathidae. Gene Ontology annotation, biological process: gamma-aminobutyric acid signaling pathway; adenylate cyclase-modulating G protein-coupled receptor signaling pathway. The coding region runs from base 114 to 1241 and encodes 375 amino acids. The transcript is spliced from 10 exons. The record is from RefSeq and is a predicted model, not a curated record. Gene Ontology annotation, cellular component: heterotrimeric G-protein complex.